UUUCAAGUUUGCUGAGUAUAUUUCAUCCCUACCCCUAUGCUAGUAAGUCCCACUUCUUUUUUUUUACCCAUUAAUCAGAGACCACACACCAUUGUUUCUGAGAAACAAGUCACAAGACACUAUUUUACAUAUCUUUUGUCAGUUGCCACUUUACUGGUGUAUGAUGGAGUGUUUGUCAGUGAAUGAAUGGCUGUAAAGACUAAGUCAGACUUGUUCCUUUACACUUGUCUCUGCUUUUUUGAAAAGAAUGGGUCUUUAUAACUAGUAUUAUUGAUUCUUGCUCCAUCCAAAAGACUAGUUUCAUCUUACAACCAAGAAAGCUAAGGGCUACAUUUUACAUUCAAAUUACAGACAAAAGAAAAGGAAACUCCUGUCAUCCUUUUUUUCCUUUUAUCUUUUUUCUCUUCUGUCAUCUCUAUUGUGUGUUUUGCAUAUUUUGAAACUUAAGUACAGUUAAGUAUCUUUUUCCCCUAAAAAUUGUUCCUUUUUAUAACCUUCCUCUAAAUUUACACUUGUUUCUUGAUUUUGGAGACAUUGUAGUUAGAUUUUUGCUUUUCAUUGUGUAUUUCAGUUGGCAGUUUUCUUUUCCCUUUUUGGAUUUUGGUUGGUCCAGCUGAUGAGUAGCUUUAAUUGGAAGGUUAUUUAAUCAUUAGGCUUCAGCCGACAGUAGAUUAAUUUAUGUAUAAUAAUAUAGUAAUAAUAAUCCGUAUGAUAAAAGUUUGAAAACAUCUCUGCAUUAUUGUGCGAACACUGUGGCUUAAUUUAUAUAUUUAUAUAUCUGAAAUAACUUUUCAAGAUUCUCUUAAUCCCUAUUUUGACACGUAUUGUUGUUGAGAAUUUUACCUACAUGCUCUUCCUUUUUGCAAACCUGGUCAUUUUAUCAUUUGUAAAAAUAGUUUAUCAGUAGUUUUGAAUUUGUGGUACAUAAUCUGCACAUCUUUUUACUUUUUGUGUUGAAAACUGCGGUAUGGUUUGUUGGAUCUUGUUAAAUGUUUCGAUUUUGUUUUAUUGGAUUUUUGAUGUGAUGAAAAUCUUGGAGUAGAUGGUGGAUGGGAUGAGCAUAAAAAGGAGGUGAUUAAGGUCUUGGAGCGGACAAAAGCUAAAUUGUAACUUUACUUUCACAUUUUGUGACGUUGUUAACUCAGGUCAAGAAUUUAGAGGCAAAAAUUGAAUUGUGUGAUGGAAUCAUCAUCAUCGUCAUCAAAGAGGGCCAAGGCACCAGGGAAUAUAGCUCAUUGCUUGGUUGAUGGGUGUAAUGCAGACCUAAGUGAAUGCAGAGAGUAUCAUCGCCGGCAUAAAGUUUGUGAGGUGCAUUCAAAGACUGCCAAAGUCACAAUUGCAGGUCGAGACCAACGCUUCUGUCAGCAAUGUAGCAGGUUUCAUUCAUUGGUAGAAUUUGAUGAUGGAAAGAGAAGCUGUCGGAAACGUCUUGAUGGACAUAACAGGCGUCGAAGGAAGCCUCAGCCAGAUUCUAUGGCAAAAAAUUCUGGAAUACUUUUUGGCCAACAAGGAACGAAACUCCUGUCAUUUAGCAGUCAACAAAUAUUUCCAAGUGCAGUUGUGAGUUCUGCAUGGGCUGGUGUUGUCAAAACGGACAGCGAUAUGGUAUUAUACAACAACCAAUCUCAUAUGAAUGGUAUGGACAGUCAAAACUCUUUCCCUGAUUCUUCGGGUCAUAGCUAUAAAGGAGGAAGCCAAUUCCAGUUCAUGCAAGGCAGUGAUCGUAGUCUGACUGAAGCGCCACUUUUUGAACAUCCCACUUCUGCGGCAGGAAUUUCUAGCAGCGGACAAAAGAUCUUCUCGAGUGGAUUAAAUGAUAUUGUUGAUUCUGAUCGUGCUCUCUCUCUUCUGUCAUCAGCACCCGCUGUAACUAGGGAGAUUGGUUUGAGUCACAUGGUGCAGCAGCCUGCCUCUAUCCCGCGUUCCCAGUCACAUGGCCUGCAGUAUGAUGGUCUAAGCCAUUUCCCUUUUGCUCAAGAUUUCAAUAGCAAACCUCAAGAUUCACAUGUCAGCAACAGCAGCAGCCCUCUCCAUUUCCAUGAUAUGUUGCAAAAUGCACAAGAUGAAUCAUCUACAGUCCCUGCCUCUCAGCAAACACUAGCCUUUAUGUGGGACUAAACUUUUAGCCUGCCUUGCUUUCUGCGGAUAUCAUCAAGCAAAUUCCGGUGAAUCUUCAAUCCAUCCAACCAAAUGCUAUUCCAUUUCAGAAUGUUAAGCUUCUAAUUAGCAAACACUCCACAUGAUUCGAAUGUUUGUGUAAUAUAUAUCACUUAACUUUUCUAUAUUUUCCCUUCAUUAUGACGACGAUUCUCUUCGUUGUUCUCUGAAUUUUCCAUCCCAUCUCCAAAAUGUAUUAAAAAAUCUCUUAAUUUAAUUAAAAAGUAUAUUCCAGCUUUCUGG
Messenger RNA from Solanum pennellii, 2400 nucleotides. RefSeq names its product teosinte glume architecture 1-like. Gene Ontology annotation, molecular function: DNA binding. NCBI's taxonomy places the organism in Eukaryota, Viridiplantae, Streptophyta, Magnoliopsida, Solanales, Solanaceae. The transcript has 3 exons. Bases 1180 to 2118 code for a protein of 312 amino acids. The record is from RefSeq and is a predicted model, not a curated record. Gene Ontology annotation, cellular component: nucleus.